This is a messenger RNA of Phytomonas sp. Hart1, 678 nucleotides long. The record is from the annotation of a GenBank genome assembly. Lineage: Eukaryota; Euglenozoa; Kinetoplastea; Trypanosomatida; Trypanosomatidae.
AUGAAAGAGCAAGCCGGCGCGGAGUCCGCGAUUGUACAUCAUCUUUGGGAAAGCUACUGCGGCACCCUACGCGAUGCCAGUAGCACCUCCUCCAGCGGCUCUUCGACGCUGUUGGACUACACGGACCCGGUGGUGGACGAAAUCUGGCAGCUUUUCUUUCCCAUUCUCAACCAAAUAAAACUGAUCCCGGUGGGAUCCCCGACGAUGUCGGCCCCGCCCAUCGCGUCCAACAAGCCCAACCCCUUCGAACCCGCGACUAACCACGACAACGAUGCGAAGGAUAUAGCGAUGCCCGGGGUCCUGCAGGGGAGUGAAGAUCCCGAUAGCAACUGCGGCUUUGACCUCGCCACCCAUGUCUUUUAUCUCGCCCUAGGGGGCUCCUCCGCGGAUGACGGCGGCCCUCCCGCGCCUACACUAUCGCGCGAGAUGGCCUCACUCCUCUGCCAGCAGCCACACAUCGUCCUUCCCCUGUUGGAGUUCUUUGUGGCGCUGAUGGAGUACCGUCGUGGGAAUAAUCGGGCUAAUGGCAAUAACACAGUCACUGGUAGUCAUCACUCGAAUCCACUUCGCUCUACUGAGACAAAAAAAAAAUGGCGUCAUCAUACGGCAGCGGGGAGUACCCACGAGAAAGGGAAGAAGAAGGAGGCAGCCCGACGGAUACCCAUCGGAUGCGGGUGA